AUGGCUAUUAUUAAUGCAUAUCGAAUUAUCAGAAUUUUGGAAUUGACAAAAGAGCAUAAGGAGUUUCGUUAUGAGCUUGUUUGGAACCUGAUCAAUUUUGCAAAUGACACUGGUGUUCAACUAAGAAAUAGUUUGAAAAAUUCUAAAGAAAUAGAAUUAGGAGAGGAAACAAAACGACCCAAGGUAAUGAAGUAUUUUGAACUCUCAGACAAAUGGCUUGUACCUGGUAACUACUUGGUAGAGUGGAGAGAUCAAUGUGAAGCCUGUCGAUGGUGUACAUGGCUAGCACAUGAAGAUAAAUUAGACAUGAAUCGUAAAUCACUACAUCAAAGUAGUUAUUGGUGCACGGCAUGCAACGAACCUCUUUGUUGCAAUAAUAAUCAGAAUUGUUUUUUACAAUUCCAUACAGUAAAUAAUGCAGAGAUCUAA
Scutellospora calospora is the source of this 429-nucleotide messenger RNA. NCBI's taxonomy places the organism in Eukaryota, Fungi, Glomeromycota, Glomeromycetes, Diversisporales, Gigasporaceae. The record is from the annotation of a GenBank genome assembly.